AUGGAACCGGUUGACCAGAGACCGAAUUCUAAUGAAACUCCUGCCGGCAGCUUUGGCCUUGGUGCGGCCCUAGCUGUCGCUUACGACCUUAUUGAGGAUCCUUCCUUUCCCUGUGUAUACUCUGAGGCAGGAGGCGGUAUCGCAACCGCUUACAAUGCUAUUCAAUCUCCCUUCACAACUGUUCUC
Dibothriocephalus latus is the source of this 186-nucleotide messenger RNA. The record is from the annotation of a GenBank genome assembly. NCBI's taxonomy places the organism in Eukaryota, Metazoa, Platyhelminthes, Cestoda, Diphyllobothriidea, Diphyllobothriidae.